Carassius carassius (crucian carp) is the source of this 3125-nucleotide messenger RNA. RefSeq names its product glucosidase, alpha; neutral C (gene ganc). The record is from RefSeq and is a predicted model, not a curated record. Gene Ontology annotation, biological process: carbohydrate metabolic process; N-glycan processing. Gene Ontology annotation, molecular function: alpha-1,4-glucosidase activity; carbohydrate binding. Bases 7 to 2736 code for a protein of 909 amino acids. The transcript has 24 exons. Lineage: Eukaryota; Metazoa; Chordata; Actinopteri; Cypriniformes; Cyprinidae.
GGAAUCAUGGAGGUGAAUGUUUCAGCUGAAUCCUUUGAGAGCCUCGUGCCUGGUGAGAUUCAAGAGAAGUUUAAGAAAAACCAUGACAUAAUAUUCUACAGGAGACAGAGAGAUAAAGCAGUGUCUCAGUACUUUGCCUCCUUCGAAACUUUAGUAUUCACAGAGAGAGGAGCCAGUCUGGAGCUCUGUGAACGGGACUCUCAGGAUCGGCUGUGUCUUCAAAUACGGGUAACACAAAGUGGAGCAGUCAGGGUGUCUUUUGAUGAGCUACAGCCGGUGAAACCACGCUACCAUGUUUCAGAUGUACUGCUCGGAGACCUGAGAUAUGAGCCGCUGAGAGUUAAUUGGAAGAGAGAGGACUGUGUAUGUCUAACUUGGGGUCUGGGACAGUACAAGCUGCUGGUUUCCUUCUCUCCUUUCAAACUAGAGAUUUCCUGUGAUGAAGAGGAGAUUGUCACUCUCAACCCAGAAAACAAACUCUACUUUGAGACUCUGCGAGAUCCGACUAGGUCAACUUUAGAUUCAUGCCAGGACGAUGAAAAUCGAUGUGGGCUGUGGAAGGAAACAUUCAGACAGUUUGAGGACAUCAAAGCAAAUGGUCCUAGUUCUGUGGGGAUGGACUUAAGUCUCCAUGGGUUUAGCCAUACGUAUGGUCUUCCUGAACAUGCUGAUACUCUAGUGUUGAAGGACACAAGUGUCAAGGAGGCGUAUCGGCUGUACAACCUGGAUGUGUUUGGCUAUGACAUCAAUAGCAGGCUGGGUCUUUAUGGAUCUGUCCCCUUCCUGCUAGCUCACAAGCUGGAGAGGACAGCUGGAGUGUUCUGGCUGAACGCCUCUGAGACUCUGGUUGAUGUCAAGUACAACCCAGAGCCAAAUGAGGGUGAGGAUGAACCUCCAGGGAAGAAAAGCAAGAUCUCACCACAGACUGAUGUGAGAUGGAUAUCAGAGAGCGGCACAAUCGACUGUUUCAUUUUGCUGGGACCCACAGCUGCCCAGGUGUUCUCUCAGUAUGCUCAACUCACAGGCUACCAGGCUCUUCCUCCACUCUUCUCUUUGGGCUAUCACCAGUGCCGCUGGAACUACGAGGACGAGGCAGAUGUGAAAGCGGUGGAUGCUGGAUUUGACCUCCACGGUAUUCCGUAUGAUGUCAUAUGGUUGGACAUAGAGCACACAGAUGGGAAGCGCUACUUCACCUGGGAUUCCCAGCUUUUUCCAAACCCAGCUGAAUUACAGCAGCACCUUCAGAAGAAGAACAGGAAGCUGGUUGUUAUUAGUGAUCCGCACAUCAAGAUUGAUCCUGAUUGGCCGCUUUACUGUGAGGCUAAAGAAGGGGGCCAUUUCGUGAAGAAUAGAGAAGGUGUUGUUUAUGAAGGAACAUGUUGGCCCGGUGAAUCCUGUUAUUUGGACUUCAGUAGCUCAAAGACAAGGUCAUGGUAUGCCAGACAGUUCUCUCUAAGCAAAUAUGAAGGCUCAACAGAAUCUUUGUUUGUGUGGAAUGACAUGAAUGAACCGUCGGUCUUUAACGGGCCAGAGCAGACAAUGCCCAAAGAUGCAGUGCACCACGGAGGAUGGGAACACAGGGAACUGCACAACUUGUAUGGCUUUUAUCAGCAUAUGGCUACAUUUGAGGGCUUAUUAACCCGGUCAGGUGGCACAGAGAGGCCGUUUAUCCUUUCACGCUCUUUCUUUGCUGGGUCUCAAAGAUUAGGUGCCAUCUGGACUGGGGACAAUGUUGCUACUUGGGAGUACUUGAAGAUUUCAAUACCCAUGCUGCUGUCGCUGAGUUUGACAGGAAUACAGUUUUGUGGAGCUGAUGUAGGCGGCUUUGUGCAGGAUCCAGACCCUGAGCUUCUGGUCCGCUGGUACCAAGCAAGUGCUCUGCAGCCAUUUUUCAGGGGACACUCUGCUAAGAUGACCAAGAGGCGUGAGCCCUGGCUGUUUGGGGACGAUGUGACCUCUGCGAUCCGCUCUGCUGUUCAGGACAGAUACCGUCUCCUGCCGUACUGGUACACUCUGUUUCACCAAGCACACACGUCAGGCCUGCCUCCCAUCAGACCUCUUUGGGUAGAGUUUCCCAGCGAUACAAGCAUGUUUGCAGUGGAAAACCAGUACAUGAUAGGCGGUGCUCUCCUUGUGUGCCCUGUGACAGAUCCUGGGGUCACAGAGGUCAAGAUUCUGCUCCCGGGGUCUGAUGAGCUGUGGUAUGACAUAAACAUGGCAGCGGUACACAAUGGUGCGAUAACUCUGGAUCUGCCAGUGACUCUGGACACUGUGCCUGUGUUCCAGCGUGGGGGGACAGUGGUGCCCAGGAGAGCAGGUUGUGGGUCCAGCACUGCAGACUUACAGCAGCAUCCUAUCACUCUCACUGUGGCCCUGGACAGUAAGGGCAAUGCUGACGGAUUUCUUUAUCUAGAUGAUGGCCACUCUUUUAGUUACAGAGACCAGAUGCAGUUCUGUCUGCGGCGUUUUACCAUGCGAGCUGGCAGGCUUGUCAACAGCUGUGCUAAUGAUCAAGGCUUGUUUGUCUCGGAUGACAAAGUGGAAUCAGUGGUCAUUCUUGGUCUGAAUAGCUUGAAAAGAAAACCCAAGUUCAAGCCAAGUAUGAAGAGGCCAAAAGUUUCCUUAUGUGGUGCGCCGAAGACAACAGUCACAUUUGAAUUUGAUGCAAAGCAAGGUGUGUUAACUUUAACUGGACUGGACCUAGAAAUACACAAAGACUGGAAAAUAGAAAUUUAGUGGAUGGUAUUUUUUCAAAUUACCAGUUUUUUUUAAUUAUUAUUUUAAACUUUUUAAGAUUUGGUUGUUUUACAGUAUUUCAUAUGCUUGCCUUAAAAAAUCAAAAUGACUUGCAGUUGCAAUAAAACAUUUGUUUAAUUAAAACAGCACCUUAACAAUGGAAUGUAAUGUUAAAGAUUCCCUCCACAAUGCUCAUCUACCUCAAGAAAUCUAAUAACAUGAUAUGAUUUUAAUGGCUAGGUUCGUUUAACAUGAAUUAUUAGCCAUUUUCCCUUGCCAUACUUACGUGAAACUGUAGAAAUGACAUGAUGGAGGUGAAAUAAGUUUUCAAAAUACAAAACAUUGUGCAAAAAAUCUUAAUUUCUAAAUAAAGAAUUCUCAAAGAGUAU